UUUGCAACGAGAAGGCAACCAUUUACGCUGCAAGAAAAAAAGAAAAACAAAACCAGCAAACGCAAUGCCAUUCAAUUGCUCGUACUUCUUGCAAAACGACAUCGAGGAACCGGUAGCACUAUUUGAAUACCUAGAAGCCCUAGGAACGUUUGGCGCGGCUUUCGCUAUUUUUGGCAUAAUCUCCACUGCAACCGUUACGGCCAUCUUUGUUCUAAGCAUUUUCCAUGUUGUCAGAAAACACCCAUCGCAAUGGAGACGUCUCGUGACCUGGAUUGUUUCAAUGCCUAUGAUUGUGUCUAUCCUCUCUUUGGUGACAUUCCUCGUACCUGGAGCCGCCAUAUUGUGCGAUACUGUCAAACAAUCGUAUUUGCCUUUUGUGUUAAUGCACUUUAUCGACCUGUCAUUGCUGAUAGAGGGUGGUCAUCGGGAUACUGUUCAGGAUCUAAAAGACAAGGACAUUCCAAUCAAUUUUUGCCGACCACCUUGGUGCUGUGUUGGCCUCUGCUACCGCAACGUAAACUAUAAUAAGAAAAAUUUACGGAUCAUGAAAAGUUUGGUAUACCAGACACCAUUGUUUCAAUUGCUUAUUAAUCUAUUGAUGGCCGUUUUGGAAGCAGCUGGCGUCCUCCACAGAGUGAUCCGCAACAAUGCCUUUGCCACCCUCGGAAUAAUCAACAUAACAUUUUUCACAAUCGGAAUGUACGGUUACAACGUCUUAACAACUGGUUUUGCCCAGAUAUCAGAAUGGAGAAAUUAUCCCCUGAAAGCCAGAGUACUAUUUGUAUGCGUAGUAUUGUUGAAAGUUCAAACGCUUAUUUUACUGCUCCUGGGAGUCGGUGGAACAAUUCCUUGUGUUGAACCUUAUAUUUCUCCAGUUAUCAUGAGAAAAUCGAUUGAAUCAGCCCUUUGUUUGGUCGAAGCUUUGAUAUUCAGCGUAAUUUUCUACCCUGUAUUCCGAGUUGUGGACAGUAGCGCCAGUCGGCUAGGAUUGCAUACAAGUCCUACCACAACUUCCGUGGUUUCCAUGGACGAUGUUCAAGCCUAAAAUUACCCGAAGUUUCGGCAAUGUACAGUAUACAUAUUUAAAAACGACGGAUUUCAUAAUAACACAAAACUGAUUUAUGUUGUACGUAUCUAAUCAAGUAUAAACUGAUGUAAA
Daphnia carinata is the source of this 1159-nucleotide messenger RNA. Its product is annotated as organic solute transporter alpha-like protein 3. Bases 65 to 1045 code for a protein of 326 amino acids. Gene Ontology annotation, molecular function: transporter activity. Gene Ontology annotation, biological process: transport. The transcript is spliced from 9 exons. NCBI's taxonomy places the organism in Eukaryota, Metazoa, Arthropoda, Branchiopoda, Diplostraca, Daphniidae. The record is from RefSeq and is a predicted model, not a curated record.